Botrytis cinerea B05.10 is the source of this 3450-nucleotide messenger RNA. It is a transcript of the gene Bcplc2, whose product is annotated as Bcplc2. Lineage: Eukaryota; Fungi; Ascomycota; Leotiomycetes; Helotiales; Sclerotiniaceae. Bases 574 to 2706 code for a protein of 710 amino acids. The transcript has 4 exons. Gene Ontology annotation, biological process: phosphatidylinositol-mediated signaling; lipid metabolic process. The record is from RefSeq and is a predicted model, not a curated record. Gene Ontology annotation, molecular function: phosphatidylinositol-4,5-bisphosphate phospholipase C activity.
GAAUAUGAAUCAAACUUCACGCUUUAUCCACAUCUCUCUCGUUUCUCUCGUCUCUCGUCUCUUGUCUCAUUAUGCAUUUUCAACCUUAUGGAUGAUUCGGGCUUCGAGCUUUGAGGUUCGCGGUUCGAGAUUCAGCAUUCAACAUUCAAGCUGUACAUCCUCUUCCGUCUGGUGUUGACCCCAUCCCAUCCCAUCAGAUCGAUCAAUACCCACUAGUCUUGUCAGCACUACUAGAAUAGUAACAAAUUCAUACCAGCCAGUAAGUAGGUAGGUCGGUACCAGGUAGGACAUUUGUACCCAGUAUUCAGCUGGAAGAGAGCCUCGUUUUAUAGCCCCCUUCCCUUGAUGAAUCAACAAUUCCAAUUAACUUUCCCUGAUUUCAUAUGUCAAGAUCAGAAAAAAGAAAGUGGUCAUUCAUUCAUCAUACAUACAUCCAUCCAUCCAUCCAUACGAUACACACACCACGCACACAGAGAGACGCACACAUUCAUGCAUACCUAGUACACUCGUCCAUCAUAUGCCUACUUAUGUAGCUUGGAAAUCCUCCUUUUCAUAAAUUCGUGGUAAAGAGAGAUGACUUCUUUUUUCAGAAAGAAGCUUCGGAGAAUAACUACCAUGCCUCUCCUCACUCCCUCCGGUAAACAGUUCUCUCUUCACAAACUCGUAGCUAUGUCGACGAUGAUGACGCCUGGUCAUGGAGUCCAUCUUCAACCUCUCAACAAUACCACCGCAGGAGAUCCUCCACGUCAGGUUUAUCUCUCACAUGAAAUUCAGGAAUAUUUGCGAAAACUUUUCGACGAAUUACGAGGCUCCGAAUCAUGUCUAUCAAGGGAACGCUUCGAGAAAUGGCUGGCAGACGUUCAAGGCCACACAGUCAACCUCAAUAAAGAUACAUACAAAGUCGAAGAAUUUCUCGAGUCAUUAUACUACAGUCAUUCACUAGAGGUGUUGAAGCGCAUACCGGAAUUGGAUCAGUCAAAACCAAUCACCAAUUAUUAUAUCAGUAGUAGUCACAAUACAUAUCUAGAAGGAAAUCAGUUAUUGUCGAGGAGUUCGACUGAAGCAUAUAAAACAGCUCUCACUCAAAAUUGUCGAUGUAUUGAAAUAGAUGUACACAAUGGAGAAAUACCAGAGAAAGACGACAAAUCCAUAUUUUCCCAUAAAGCCGAUCAUAAACGACAACCUUCAGGAACGGGAAGUACACUUUCCAGUAGAGCUGCGGCAGCUAUAUUGACGAUGGAAGAGAAGAUGGAAAGCGCCAAAGAAAAAUUAGAGAGUGCUAAACAAAAGAUUUCAGGGUCAAGUUCGGGAGAUAAACUUAGGGUCUUGGAUGAGGAUGAGAAUGGUGGACGACCGGCCUCGAUACGAUCAUCGAUGCUUGGAGAGCCCUUGGUUCUACAUGGUUGGACAUUGACAGCGCCAGUCGGAUUCCGAGCUGUCUGCAAAACAAUUCGGGAAAAUGCUUUUACGACAAGUCCACUUCCAAUUAUAGUCAGUCUGGAAGUUCAUGCCGAUCAUGAACAACAGGAAGUCAUGGUUGAUAUCAUGAAGGAGGAAUGGGAAGGUCUCUUACUCGAUUCUCCAUUCGAAACAUGCAAUCCGGAGGAAAGGGUUCCAAGGCUCGACGAACUUCUCAACAAAAUUUUGGUCAAGGUCAAGAAAGCGCCGGAAUUGAAGGAUGCACCAGAUGCCCCGAACGAAACUACAAACGGUCAACUUACAGAUGGGCUUUCACCCGCAAGCACGGGUACUUUAGAAAAGAAGGCAUCAUCCAACACAUUAGUACCGGUGAUUUCGAGGAAAGAUGCAGACUCUGGGCAAUCAGGUUCCGAAGAUGAUCGAGGAAGUUCGAAGAAAAAGGCAAAGAUCUGUGAAAGUCUCAGUAAACUCGGAAUUUAUACUCACAGCGAACAUUUUGUGUCAUUUGAUGUAAGAGCGGCCACCAAACCCUCUCACAUAUUCUCCGUCGGCGAAAAAGUGAUCAACGAACUUCAUGAACAAAAACGGGAACAGAUGUUCCAACAUAAUCGUAAUUUUUUCAUGAGAGCGUUCCCAGCUGGCUCACGAUUUGACUCAUCUAAUCUCGACCCUUCCGUCUGCUGGCGUAAAGGUAUUCAAAUGGUUGCUUUGAAUUGGCAAACAUUGGAUGAAGGUAUGAUGUUGAACGAGGGCAUGUUUGCCGGGUCCCAAGGAUGGCUACUUAAGCCUCCGGGCUAUCGCAGUGAGGAUGAAAAAUCCGAUAUAUGGGCAAAUAUACCCUACAAGACCCUGGAUUUGAAAAUCACCAUAUUUGCUGGCCAACAAAUUCCUUAUCCUGAGGGUGAGACGGAAAAGGGCUUCCAUCCAUACGUCAAAUGCGAGCUGCACGUUGAGAGUCAAGAAGAGCUCAACGGGCAGCCAAUCGGAAAUGAUGUCAAAGCAAAAGAGGGCGAACAUAAACUCAAGACUGCCUAUAAAUCGGGAAGUAAACCCGAUUUCGAAGGCGAAACCCUUCAUUUUGAAGGUAUUCGGAACGUGGUGGAGGAGUUAAGCUUUGUCAGAUUUAAAAUUGAAGACGCGAAUUACUCCAAAGAUGAGCUAGCAGCCUGGGCGUGCAUAAGACUAGAUCGUCUUCAACAGGGUUAUCGACUGAUUCCACUGAAAGAUAUCAAGGGGAAUUCAACGGAAGGACUUUUGUUGGUUAAGAUUGAAAAAAUUCUUUCGUGAUGGAAUGUGGGAGUCCGUGGAUGAGUGGGCCUAAAUCGACUUCAAAUGGAGAUUGGGUGGUAAUAUUAAUGUAUGAUAGAUGAGCUGGGUGCUGUGUUGUAUGUAUGUAUGUAUGAGUAGAUAGCCUUUUUUUGUUUUCAUUUCGCCCUGCUGUAUGACCAGGGGUCUGAUCACGACAGUGGAGGGUAGGAAGAAUAUGUAGGCGGGAUGGAUGGAUGUAGUAUGCCAUAGCAUUGCAUUACAUUUCACUGCAUAAUUAUGUAAGUAAGUCAGUGAGUGAGUUGACACUAUUUCGGACGAGCGAGGGAAAAUUUAAUGUAACGAAUUUUGAAGAAAGGAAGGAAGGUAGAUUGGUUGAUGCAUUGGAUUGGAUUGAGUUGAUGAAACAAAGAAUAGGAGGAAUAGGAAUGGAUUGGAUAGGAUUGGAUUGGAAAGGAAAGGAAAGGGAGAGGAGAGGAGAGGAGACAGGAGGGAAAGAUAGAUACAAUGGAAGAAUCAAUGGAAGAUGGAUGGAAGAUAGAGAAAGGAUACCCCCUAUUAGUUAUUGAUUUUUUUUGGGUUUUUCCGAAUCUCGAUGCUUGGAUUUGUGAUUUCAUUUUGAUGAGUUUUUGUGUUGAUAUUUGAGUAUUGAUAUUCGGGCCUUGAUAUUCUUUUGCUUGGCUUUGGCUUUGGCUUUUUAGUGUGUAGAGUUGGAUUUACGAGUUUGAUAUAAUAUGAUGAUAGAUUUUUAGUAUGUGUAUACCA